Molecule: messenger RNA, 750 nt
Organism: Drosophila pseudoobscura
Lineage: Eukaryota; Metazoa; Arthropoda; Insecta; Diptera; Drosophilidae
Exons: 2
Coding region: 122-448 (108 amino acids)
Source: RefSeq, a predicted model, not a curated record
UGUUCGGCCGUUCGUUCUCAUUGCGGACGAAUUCCAUGCAAAAUCGGAUUGGCACGGGAAGUGGAAGGUGCUGGCCAUCGCAGGAUUCAACCUCGAUGGCUCGAAUUUGCAUUACCUACACAUGAAGCUGGCCUUGGUUGAGGAUAAGGCCAUGGGAAAAGAGGAGAUUAAUGACAGCGUCUCCAUGGUCCUCGAUAUGGUGGGCAUACAUGGGUACUCAAACCGUCUGAUGUGCAUCUUAUCGGAUGGAUGCCCCGCCAAUUUGCUGGCAAAAGUGACCGCUGCCAGGGAGUACGCAGUGAGCAAAUUGAUGGGACACGGAGUACCUAACGGUGCGCACGGAUCACCUGGGCCGCAUUACAAGGGAGGUGGGAAAGUUGAAGUUGCUGGUUCGCCGUGUCUGCUCUUAUCCGGCGACAUCCUUCACCACAUUGCACUGGCUCAAUAGCACGGAUCUAGAGCUAUCCGGCAUUGCCAUUUUAGAAUCUGUGGGCACAUUGCUUUGGAAAACUUGCUGCAUUAAACGAGAAGAAAACGCGUUUAGAUACAUAGUUGUAUCUUGUGAAACUUCGGGAGAAACUAGUGGCUAUUAUAGCAGAGCGGGAUGCUUUAAUAGAGCACCGUCAGAAGAGCGACAAUCACCUCAAAAAGAUGCAAGUUGAAGAACUGAGACAGAGACAGAAACUAGAUUGCAGAAAAAAAUAAGCUAGAAAAAGCUGAAUUUAAUUCACCGGUCCGUGCUGCCCCACC